CCCAGAGCCCGUAUUUAAGGUCUGAAAAUCGCGGACCUCCAUUUUCAUACAUCGGAGAACAAAUUCAGGCGAAAUUGUAGGGGCGGCGAUAAAGAAAAGAAUGAGUCUUGCAAAUCCCAUGACAACGUGGGCUAAGACCCAUCCAUCUUUUUGUUGUAGAUCCAGAUCUCAAUCCCUCUCCCGCAAAACCCCACCAUCAUCGUUAUCCCCGAGCUCAACCAGCCGGAGCCGCCGUCUUCAUCAUUCCUGUUCCGCCACUCUCACCAAAGACCAGACUGAUCUCCCACCCAAGCUCGAUUUCAAGAGUUAUGUCCUGGAGAAGGCGAAUUCAGUGAACAAAGCCUUGGAAAGGGCAGUCUUGCUGAAGGAGCCGCUCAAGAUCCACGAAUCCAUGAGGUACUCUCUCCUCGCCGGCGGGAAAAGAAUCCGACCCAUGCUCUGCCUCGCCGCCUGUGAGCUCGUCGGCGGCGAAGAAGAAACCGCCAUGCCCGCGGCUUGUGCGGUGGAGAUGCUGCACACCAUGUCUCUGAUCCACGACGACCUCCCCUGUAUGGACAACGACGAUUUACGGCGGGGGAAGCCGACGAACCACAAGGUUUACGGUGAAAGCGUGGCCGUCCUCGCCGGCGACGCCCUGCUUUCUUUUGCCUUCGGACAUAUAGCCACCGCCACAAAAGGCGUCCCGGCGGAUAGGGUUUUGAGGGUUAUCAAGGAAUUGGCCAUAUGUACCGGCACUGAAGGGCUGGUGGCCGGACAGGUGGUUGACAUAUGCUCGGAGGGAAUCUCCGACGUCGGAUUAGAGCAUUUGGAAUUCAUCCAUCUUCACAAGACUGCAGCUUUACUGGAAGGGUCGGUGGUUUCCGGGGCUAUUUUGGGCGGAGGGAGUGAGGAACAGAUCGAGAGGCUGAGGAAAUUCGCAAGAAAUAUUGGGUUGUUGUUUCAGGUGGUGGAUGACAUUCUUGAUUUGACCAAGUCCUCGGAAGAGUUGGGGAAGACGGCUGGGAAGGAUUUGGUGGCUGAUAAGGUCACUUAUCCUAAGCUGAUUGGGGUUGAGAAGUCCAGAGAAUUUGCUGUCCGGUUGAGGGAAGAAGCUCAAACACAGCUUGUUGGUUUUGAUCAAGAAAAGGCUGCCCCUUUGAUUGCCCUCUCUAAUUACAUUGCUUAUAGACAGAAUUGAUUUAAAUAUACACUUGUCAUGAUUUAUGAAAAUGUGUCAUAUGUUAAAUGAUGAAUAUGAUGUUUCUGUGUGUACCCUUUUUGUCUAUUUUGCUCCUAGAUUCCCAAGAAUCAGAAUUACCCUUGUUUACAAUUGAAUAUUGAUGAUCUUCAAAUCAUUAAGGCACU
Cuscuta europaea is the source of this 1344-nucleotide messenger RNA. Lineage: Eukaryota; Viridiplantae; Streptophyta; Magnoliopsida; Solanales; Convolvulaceae. The record is from the annotation of a GenBank genome assembly.